Messenger RNA from Aspergillus affinis, 8601 nucleotides. RefSeq names its product polyketide synthase. Gene Ontology annotation, molecular function: phosphopantetheine binding; oxidoreductase activity; fatty acid synthase activity. The coding region runs from base 1 to 8601 and encodes 2866 amino acids. Lineage: Eukaryota; Fungi; Ascomycota; Eurotiomycetes; Eurotiales; Aspergillaceae. The transcript has 2 exons. Gene Ontology annotation, biological process: secondary metabolite biosynthetic process; fatty acid biosynthetic process. The record is from RefSeq and is a predicted model, not a curated record.
AUGAAGCUGGAUUUGCGUCCUUUAUCUUCUGGCUCGGAGCUGAGUGACUCCGCAACCCUGGCAUCCAGUCAGCCCUCAUCGGUCCCCUCCGUUGCCACACCCCUAGGAGGCGAUGCGGUGGCCAUUGUGGGAUUGGCAUGUCGCGUGGCUGGCGCGUCUAAUCCCCAUCAGCUAUGGGAUAAUAUAAUCGAGCAGAAGGAUUUGAGACGACUGAUACCGGGGGAUCGGUUCAAUGUGGAUGCCUUUUACCAUCCGGAAGGCACCAAUAAAGGAACGACAAAUGCGCGACAUGGCUACUUCCUCGACCAGGAUCUCCGGGACUUCGACAGUUCGUUCUUUAACAUCUCCGGCAAGGAGGCGGCGGCCAUGGACCCCCAACAGCGACUGCUCUUGGAGGUUGUGUAUGAGGCACUGGAGAACGCUGGGAUCCCCAUAGAAGACAUCAAUGGCUCCCAAACUUCGGUUUACUGUGGCUGCUUUACCAACGACUACUACUCGCUGACCAUGCGCGACCUGGCCUCCUACCCGAAGUACACUGUCACCGGCACGGGCAAUUCCAUCCUCGCCAAUCGCAUCUCCUAUUUCUACAACCUCCAUGGACCAUCGAUGACCAUUGAUACGGCCUGUUCUUCUUCAAUUGUCGCUCUACACAUGGGCCUCCAAUCCCUUAAGAACGAAGAAUCGGAUAUUUCUAUCGUCGUGGGCAGUGCUUUACAUUUUCUGGAGGACUCGUUCGUCAUUAUGACCGAUCUAGGUAUGCUGUCACCCGAUGGACAGUCUCGCAGCUUUGAUGCGGACGGGCGUGGUUACGCUCGUGGUGAAGGCGUGUGUGCGGUCGUUCUAAAACGACAGGAACACGCUGAGAGUCAAGGUGACCAUAUACGUGCCCUGGUACGGGGGUCACUGGUGAAUCAUGAUGGCAGCAAGCAGGGCAUCACCUUACCAUCUUCAGAAGCCCAGGAAGCACUUAUCCGGCAAACAUACAAGAACGCAGGUUUGAAUCCUGCCGACACACAAUACGUCGAGGCACAUGGGACGGGCACAGCGCGAGGGGACCCCAUCGAAGCGCAAGCUAUUGGAGCGAUCUUCGGGAAGGAAGACCGUCUCAGCCCAUUGUAUAUAGGUUCCGUGAAAAGCAACAUCGGCCAUCUUGAAGGUGCGUCGGGUCUAGCGGGCAUUAUCAAGGCAACGAUGGCCUUGGAACAUGGGGAAAUUCCGCCGAAUAUGAACUUUGACACGCCCAAUCCUCAGAUUCCUUUUCAGGAGUGGAAGCUAGAGGUGCCACAGCGGCUCCUGGAGUGGCCGUCAACUCACGGACCCAAACGUGCCAGCGUCAAUUCGUUUGGCUAUGGCGGGACCAACGGCCAUGUCAUCCUGGAAGAAUAUCGGCCACGCUCAUGGACUCGCCCCGAACGGUCUUUUCUGGGUAUGAGCCCCAAGAGGCCGUUGCUACUCCCCCUAACCUCUCACUCGGAUGCUGCCGGCCGACUCCUCAUCCAUCGUAUGACAAGGUAUCUGCAUGAUCGCCCCAAUACGGAUAUAAGUGAUUUAGCACGGAGUCUGUCUACCCGGCGGUCGAUGCAUGCUUGCCGCACAUUCGCUAUUUUCAGCCCCCGGGUGCAACUCGUUCAGCCCUGGGUUGAUGCUGUUUGGAAAUCGCUUCCACCUGAAUCCAUGCCGCGAAGGUUGGGAUUUGUGUUUACCGGGCAAGGUGCGCAAUGGUGGGCGAUGGGUCGUCAGUUAAUAGAGCAGUCGCCGCUGUUUCGGCAGCGCCUGGAGUAUUGUGAUGAGGUUCUACAAGCCUUGCCCCAUGCCCCCGACUGGUCAGUUGUCACCGAACUUCUAAGAACGGAGAAAGAAUCUCGCAUUGCGCAGGAAACGCGUCUCUCACAACCGAUCUGCACCGCCCUGCAAAUCUCACUGGUGGAUCUGCUGGCUAGUUGGAAUGUCCGGCCGUCCGCCACCGUUGGUCAUUCAUCAGGUGAGAUUGCAGCAGCAUACGCGGCGGGCAUUUUAUCAUUCUCGAGCAGUGUUAUUGUGGCCUACUACCGUGGAUUGCAUAUGUCGGCCGCAUCCUCCUCCGUGAAGGGCGGCAUGAUGGCGGCAAACCUUACCCCAGAGGAAGCACGGCAGGAAAUUCACGAGUAUGGUGGCCGUGUGGUCAUCGGCGCUGUGAAUAGCUCAUCGAACGUGACGAUAUCUGGAGAUGCCGACGCAAUUGUCGACCUGAAGGACCGGCUUACAGCACGGUCGAUCUUUGCCCGGGUACUUGCGGUCACUCAAGCCUUCCACUCGCCGCAUAUGUUUCCCUUGGCCCCCGCAUACGAGGACGCCCUAGGAAGUUGUCCUGCCUUCCGUGUCCAGCCCGCCGUUAUUCGCAUGUUUUCCAGUGUGACGGCGCGAGUGGCCGAUACCCAGAAAAUGGGGCCCUCGUACUGGGCAUCGAAUAUGACUGGUACUGUCCGCUUUGCCGAUGCCCUCGUGGGCACAGUCCUAGACGAGGAUCGACAGAACGUAGAUGUCUUGAUAGAGAUUGGGCCACACCCCGCCGUGAAAGGACCGUCGCGUCAGGUGCUGCAGUCGUUAGACCUGAAUAUUCCAUAUCUGGCUUCCCUAACCCGCCAGAUACCGGCGUACGAGGCCGUUCUACACACGGCGGGCGAGCUCUUCCAGCUAGGAUAUCCUGUCGACUUGGGCGCCGUCAACAGUGAUCAAUUCGCUGGGGGACACGGCCACCCUGUGUCAAUGCCGCGUGGGUCUGUUCUGCGGGACAUGCCCAGUCAUGCAUGGGACCACCAGCCAUACUGGGCUGAGACGAGGAUGGUGAAGGCGCAACGCGAUCGUCCGUACCGACAUGUUCUGCUGGGAUCACUGGUUGAGCCAUCCAUACCAUCGCACCCUCGGUGGAGAAACUUCCUGCGACUUCAGGAGUUACCCUGGCUUCGCGACCAUGUUAUUGACGGACUAGUCAUCUUCCCAGCUGCGGGUUAUAUCGCGAUGGCCGUGGAGGCUAUGGUAGUCAGCACGCCUGACUCACUCUCGGUCACCGAGAUCCAGCUACAAGACAUCGCCAUAACGGCGCCGUUACUCCUGAAUGACCAGGAAGGUGGUGUGGAAGUGAUGGUGGAAUUGAAACCCACUCAUCGGUCGGAUACAGAGUGGGAGUUCAUCAUCGUGUCCUAUACACAGGAUGCACGGUCUGUGGAGCAUUGUAUCGGAUUCAUCGCUGGCUCUCGCAAGCCGUUAUCUUUGGACAGUGUGGAUUUCGAUGCACUUCGUCGUGACUUGUGGGGAUCCACAGCAGCGACCGUGCUCUAUCAGCACCUCUCGACACUCGGCCUGCAGUAUGGACCGGCCUUCCAGUUACUUUCGGGGUCCGUGGAGACGGGCCCGAAGUCAGCAUUGGGGUCUGUGGUUUUCCCAGCGCGGCAAUAUACCUCUCACGUGGCUGAGCAUACUAUCCUCCAUCCCACGUUGCUGGACGCAUCCUUCCAUCUCGUCUUCGCUGCGCUGCAGUCCACGCUAGGCCGGCCCCUAGAUCAGCCCUACGUGCCUACGACCAUUCGUACCCUCCGGCUGUCCCGAGGCUUCCUCCUUACCGGCAACCAUCUAGAACAGCAGGAAUUCCUAGUGAGCGCGACUGUGCGGCAGCCGGGACCACAGGCAACUGUCCAUGAUUUGGUCAUCAGGGGCCAAGGCGGAAUCACGGAACGGAGAUUGCACGUUGAGGGACUGAAAUGUGUCUCCCUGGGUGCUAGAAGUCAGAUGAAAGACCAUCGGUCGCUCUUUUUCCGUAAUCAAUGGCGUCCGGCAUUUAAUAUGCUUCGUGAUGGAAGCACCUCGUUCGGAAGCCUGCCACAACUCGUCGACCUCUUCCUUCACCAGUACCCGAAUACCCGCAUCGCUCAUUUGACGAAUGACCUGGAGCAGGUCAAAGAUUUUCUGGCCUUACUAGGUGGUGGCAGCGAGCGGCGUCGAUGUCAGAGCAUUACACCUGUGUUUCCUCCGGGCCUAUGCUAUAGCGACGAGCUGAAACAGCCGCGCAACUCACACUUGAUUGAUCUUAGAGAGCCCGACCCAGAAAGCGUUGACUUGGUCAUCAUUAGCUUCUCGCAUGACUUACCGAGGAGCGUCCAGUAUGCUCGCGACGGGGGUUACAUCAUUACGGAGAAAUGUGUCGAACCAAUCGGGCUAAUACCUUUGUUCACGAGCCAGGGAUACACAGUCUGGCGCAAGCGCAAGGGACACACUGACAUCGAACGAAGGCCUCUGACCAUCAUUAUGAUUUCUCAGCCCUCUGAGCGGACACAAGAUCUGGCUGAGGCUAUCCGAAGUCAUUAUGGUACUGCGGAGGUGUCGUUUGUUACGUUGGAUGGUUCCGUUGAGACAUCAUCAUUCCAUCGUGAUAUCGUGGUGUUAUGUAGCCUCGACGCAGACCGACUGCUCGAAGAUUCACAGAAUUUUAAGGCUAUCCAAUCCCUAAUGACAGGGCCCACUCCACGGCGGAUAAUGUGGGUGCUUCAAGGAGGGACCAUCGCACCAACGAAACCGCAACAUGCUAUCAUCGUUGGACUGACACGCGCUGCUCGAAGUGAAAAUGCCUCACUGCGGAUGUUGACUAUUGAUAUUACACCAGAUACUAGUACUGAGGCGAUCCUGCGUCUGCUCGAUGCAGACAUGGUGCCGGGAGAGGAUGAAAUCUCUGAACGCGACGGCAUAUUUUUGAUUCCCCGGGUAUAUGCCGAUGACGAUCUCAACUCCAAGCUAUACAAUGGGGUCAAUUCCCAGCCCCGUCUCCAACAGCUCGACUUUGAUCAGCCCCGUCGCCUGGUGGCUGGGGACUCAGACCAUGUUGACACGUUAAUGUUCGUGGAAGAUGAGGCUCUGCUGGAUGAUCCGGUCGGUGCCGAGGAACUAGACAUUGAGGUGCAAGCAUCGAGUCUAAGUUCCGGGGAUGCUGCCCUUACCUUGGGCACCGAGAGUGACGAUGCGUCUCUGGGUGGAGCAUUUGCUGGGGUCGUGUGUCGGACCGGUGCUCGUGUUGAUACCCUCAGCACUGGAGAUCGUGUUGUGGCAUUCCGGCCAGGUCACAGCCCACAUCGCACGAUUGUGCGCAGCCCAGUCCAUCUCUGCCACAAGGUACCCGAUAAUCUACCGCUCUCAGAUGCUACAAUUGUCGCCCUGGCUGGAGUUCCAGCGUACCACGCUGUCGUCACCCUUGCGCGUCUGCAGCCAAAUCAGACUAUUCUGAUCCAUAUAUCCUCUUGGCCAAUUAAGCAGAUGGCCGUACAAUUUGCCCGCCGGCUACAAACCCGGAUUAUUGUCACGGUGCAGUCUCAAGAGGAGCAGAAGCUUCUCCAAGGGUCCUUUGGGAUGGAAAGUAGCCACAUUCUUCUUUCUCUCGGCGAGGAACAACUGAUCCAACAAGUUAUGCAACUCACCAAGGGCAAAGGGGUGAACGUCGUCGUUCAUGAGAGCCUCAGUGCGGGUAUAGAGCGUUGUCUCGUAGCGUUCGGGCUGUGGGUGGGCCUUGACUCGCGGGCCACUAUGCCGGUAAAGAGCAAUACCACGUUUUCUGUGGUGGAUAUGAUGGUCAUCUGUCAGGAUCAGACAGACGUGGCAUCUGAUCUGCUCCACGCUUGCCUUACGUUAGUACAAACAGGAGAAGUCCAUUCUCCAGUUGCCAUUCCGCACAUACCGUGUCGCGAUCUGAUUGAGGGUUUUGGGAUGGUCCAGCAACAUCGUCACGAUACAGUUAUCUUGACGGCAGAUCCAGAGAAUGAUCUUGUGCCUGUUCGUCCACCUAGCUACCGAAGCCAACGUUUACUACAUCUAGAUAAGCAAUACCUCCUCAUCGGUGGGCUAGGAGGUAUCGGACGCACGCUGGCAGAAUGGCUAGUCCGUCGUGGAGCCCAAGAGCUGGUCUUUUUCAGUCGAUCUGGCAUGGAUCGCCCUGAGGCACAAUCGACAGUCGCCCUCCUCCGGCAACGAGGCGUCCAGGUGUCUGUCGUCCAGGGCGAUGUGGCCAGCUAUUCGGACGUUAGGAGGUGCAUCGAAGCUCUACCCCGACUGGCGGGUAUCUUCCACGCGGCCAUGGUCCUCCGGGAUGGCCCUCUAGAUACCAUGACCCACGAACAAUGGCAGCAAUGUUUGCAGCCCAAGGUUCAAGGCACGAUGAAUCUGCAUGAAGCCACGAAGAACAUCGCCUUGGAUUUCUUUGUAUGCUUCUCUUCCGUGUCAGCCAUCAUUGGUACGCGCGGCCAGGCCAACUAUUGUGCGGGUAACGCCUUCGUGGACGCUCUAAUGGCACAUCGUCGGUUGCAGGGACUGCCAGGCUCAACCAUGAACUGUGGUAUGAUCACCGGCGUUGGAGUGGUGGCGGAAAAUCGUACCCUGCAGAAGGACAUGGAACGACUAGGGUAUGACGCCGUGAAUGUGUAUGAGUUGCUCUGUCAAGUGGAGGAGGCUGUCUGCAACGCGAACGCCCCCGAAACAAUUUCGGGCUUGAACCUCGCUCGUGACGAUUUAUAUUGGGCCACCAAGCCCCUACUGCGCAAUUUGUAUGCUAACCAUGAUUGGACUGCCUUUUCUGAAGGUUACGAGGAAGAAGUCCCAUUGGUCCGAGUCCUUCACGAUACAACCGAUGCCGCCACCAAAACGAGCACCCUGUUGCAUGCGUUCAUGACUGCGAUCAGUAAAAUGCUGGUCAUCCCAUUGGAACAGAUACAAGCCACCAAGUCGCUUUCUUCAUAUGGGCUUGAUUCCCUUGUAGCAAUGGAAAUCCGCAAAUGGUUCUCAAGCACCAUCGAGGCAGACUUGCCCUUAUUUGAGAUCCUCUCAUCCCCGUCAAUUGCCCACCUAGUCGACCGUGCCACGGCUCUGAUGCCAUCAAUCGCACAGACUAGAUCGACGCACGCUGGACCGGCGGAACCUCUACAUGAAAGCCAUACCCCUGAGGAGCCCAUCGGCAAAGCGGAUAUGUCAGAACCAAUUCCGAUGACACCGUACCAGGUCCGCAUGUGGCUCGCUCACCGGUCAGCCACGAGCGAAAGCAGCCUAAACCUGGCGGUAGUCUGCCGUCUGCGGGGAUCCCCCGAUCCAUCCACUAUCCAGCGGGCCUUUGGGCAUAUGAAGCAGCGCAAUGCAAUCCUACGCACCGGCUAUCGUGAGAGGGAUGGAUUCUACGAGCAAUUCGUCACUGGGGACAGCAGUGUGGACCUUGAUAUUCGCGACUGUCGGGGUCUUGCUGACCCGGAGGCGCUACUAGCAAGGACUAUCGCCCAUUGCAAAAGUACCCCGGUGAAUAUCGCUGGCGGGCGAGUGAUGCAGCUGACUUUGGUCCAUCUGACUGAACGCGAACAUGCACUCAUUUGUGUCGUGCACCAUAUUGCCAUUGAUGGUGGCAGUACUCAGCCCAUGUUGCAGCAAUGGACGCAAAUUUACAACACUCUCAGAAAUCAGAGAGCAUCAGUAGAUAUCCCAGCCCCGUCAGUGAGCUACAGUGACUUUGCGGUCUGGCAUAACACCCGCAUCCGCAGGACCUUGGAGACUGACCUUGUCUUCUGGAAGGAGUGUCUGGAUGGCAUCCCCUUGGCGCACAAACUCCUGCCCUUUGCCCAAUGUGAGCGGCCGCUUACUCGGGAUACCGCCCGGGCGUAUGUCCACGGGGGACCGAUCCCACCUACGUUGGUUCAACGAAUGAAGCGCCUAUGUCGCGAGACCCAGGUCACCCCGGUAGAUUUCCUCAUAGCAGCCUUCCGCGCCUUCAUCUUCCGGCAUACACAGGACGACGACAUAAUCUUUCUGCUGGUAAAUGGGACGCGGCCACACCCAGCUGCGGAGGAGCUGGUCGGCUGUUUUGUCGAUAUGACACCCCUUCGCUGCCAUGAUCCGACCUGCAAUGAUCUCACGUUCGACCAGCUGCUAACAGUGACCCAUCAACGAAGCCUGCAGGCACUAUCCCACGGCGACGUUCCAUUCCUCGAAAUCGUGCGUGCGCUUGGCCUCCCCCCAACACGCGCACAUAACCCAGUGGGUCAAAUCUAUGUCAACUACUACAUGCACGGGCCGACCCCCACCUACCAGCUGAGUGACUGUACAAUUAGUGAGGUGCAGGUGCACGACAUCCCUAGUGCCAGUGAGCUGAGUCUUGCUGCUAUGGAUCAUCCCCAGGACGGUCUCCGCAUGUCCCUGCAGUACGCGACCAAUCUCUAUCAGGCUGACGACAUGCAACGUUUCCUGGACGGGCUAUGUCACUUCAUCUGCAGUGCUAUACGGGAUCAUCGUCAGCUGAUUAAGGAGAUCAGUAUGAAUAAGGUUGGGGGUGAAGUGUUGGUGCGGUCUUCGGAUGACAAGUCCGUUUCGCUCCCUUCCCCUGUGGUGACCUUAUCAGCACGCGACCUUGAUACUUUUCCUGUGUCUCAGCAGCGGACAGCUCCCUCACGGUCUUGGAUUACGGUGACUUUACUUCUCUGUUUUUUCAUUCUCUCAAGUUUUGUUUCCUUCCUAUACACAUCUGUUACCUAUCUCCCUGUACUUGCCGUCUGUUUUCUUUUCAUGCGCGUGAUUGCAAUGCCCAGUGAUUUAACAUCCCCUCUAUAA